ACACGUUUUUUCCUCUUUCCAAUCUGCAGGAAGCCUUUAAAUAAUAGCAUUACUGUACUUCCCAAAGCCGCUCAGGGAAACCCCGUCCCCGAGUGCCACCAGCGGCUCCAGCUCCCGCUGUGUGUCCCAGAGCAGCACGGGGAGAUGCCCCAGGAGAUAACUGCGGGCUCGGCUUGGGGCCGGGCUGGGCACUCGGGGCUCUGAGAUAAGCCCGACCCCGCUGAGCCGGGCUGCGGGCACGGACAGGAACCGGGGCUCGGCCGCAGCUGCAGCGUUUCCUGUUCCACUGAGAGCAGGAGAGCACAGGAUGAGCUGCUUGGCAUGAGGAGGCAGCUGGGGCGUGCUCCUGCCCUGUGACACCCGGCUGGGCACGGCACCCCAGGGGCAGGACAGGAGCCUGGCACCAGGGCAGAGGCCCCGAGGGGACAGGGCCACCAUGCCCAGGAGGGCACGGCCGCGCCCGGGCGAGAGCGACGAGGAGAGGAGCGAGCGGCGGCAGGAGGCGCGGGAGCGGCUGCGGGGCAGGGUCAAUGCCACCUGCUGCAGGGCCAGUGUCACCUGCUGCCGCCCCCCGGGGCCGCCCACGGCCACCAGCCCCCGCCAGGCUGAGUUCCUCCGGAGGAGAAACCUGGCGGCCGAGGCCGGGGAGAGCCGGCCGGGAUGGACACCGCGGGGGAAGAGCAGCCGCGGCCCCUCGGGGGGAUCACCCCCACCCUGCCCCUUUGCCUCCACUGGAACACAGACCCUGCCGAGCCCCAGCUCAGCAGUGACAGACUCGAGCCAGCAGACAGACUGGGGAAUAGCAGUUUUAAAUAAGGAAAUGGUGCAGCUCUCCAACUACCUGAAGGAGGCCCUGCACCGUGAGCUGCUGCUCAAGCAGAAGAUGGUGAUUUUACAGGAGCUCCUGUCCACUCUGCUCCAGGCUUCAGAGAAAUCCUGGCAGGGUCAGCUGAACGAGGACAAACUGAGGUGUAAACUACGGGUGCUGGAAAAUCAGCUGCAGGCCUGCACCCAGACUUACUCAAAGGAGUGUGUGAAGAAGAUCCUGAUAGAGAUGGAGGACCAGAAGCAGACCUAUGAGCAGAAGGCAAAAGAGGCUCUGCAAAAGAUGCUGGAGGACAAACUCCUAACAGAGCAGCAGCUGCAGAACUCUCAGAGAAGCCUGGCAGAGAUGCGAGAGGACCUCGCCCUCUGGAAGGAGCACCACGCCGCACUCAAAGCCGAACUGACCAAGGAGACCACGGCACACACCGAGCUCAGAAACAGCUUCCAGGCUUUACAGAGUGAGCUCCAGCGAGCGGACGCGCAGAGCGAGCGGCUGAGCCGGGAGCUGCGGGCGCUGCGGGACGAGCGCACGGAGCUGCUGCAGCGAGCCAGCGCCCUGCGCAGCGACAACGACCGCCAGGCCGGCCACAUCCGCCACAUCCAAGAUAAACUGCAAAAAGAACAAGAGCAGAAAGUAACACUGGAGGCAACAAUCAGCUAUUUGCAGAACUUGAUCCACAACCUGGACAACCAACAGAAGAGCCAGGAGGUGAAGGUGCAAAGGACAGACCAGGUUUUCACCACACAGACCCCACCUCUCACUCCUGCCAAGGAAAAACAAAACGCUCUGUCAGAGCACCCCGAGGAGGAGGAGGAGGAGGAGGGAACAGAAAGUCUGAAGGAUGAGAUGCAGAAAAGGACAUCCCAGCUCACAGCAAAGGAGAACGAGGUACCCGAGGAUGCUCGGCAGAGCCGUGCCCAGCUGCGGGUGAAGCGCUGCAGCCACUGCAGCAGCCCAGCUGCUCUGGGGGCACACAGAGCCCAGGGGACCCCUCCUGCUGAGAGCCCCUCGCUGUGCUUGCAGUGCUCGGAGCUGCGCUCGGAGCUGGAGGCGCUGAGCCAGGAGUACCAGUCGUGCCUGACCCGGCUGCGCCAGUGCCGCGACGAGCUCAACCGCUCCCAUGGCAGCCAGGCUCAGGCUUCUCCUGGCAGAGACAGCGCGGUCCCUGGAUCCCUCUCCUGGUGGCAGUGGCAGCAGUGGCCAUCGCCGCCUUCCUGGUGACUUACAGGCUGUGAAGGAGCUCCUUGAUGACUGACUUCACUGCAGGAACUGACCUCUGCUUCACCAAAAGCAAGCUGACCUCACCUCACCUCACCUCACCUCACCUCACCUCACCUCACCUCACCGUCUGCUGUUUUGUGUGUGCACGUUGGGUUCGUAUCCCGAGCUGGUGUCACUCCAGCUGGCUCCUGUGAACACAGGGACAUCACCCCUUCCCUCAGCUGCUGGUGUCACUCCAGCCAGCUCCCACGAACACAGGGACAUCACCCUUUCCCUCGGCUGCUGUGGUUGCUCUCUUCCUGCCAAAGGCUGCCCUUCCCAGCCCCUGUGCCCGCCGCUGCUGUGGCUCGCACAGGGCGAGAGGAACAGGCAUCCUGUGCCCUUGGCAUCCAGCCUGCCUGGGGUUUAUACCUCCGAGUUGUCCUCCUGUAUUUAUUGCCUCCCUAAAUAGGAGGCACUCAAUCCUGGGCCACCUCUACUCUUACCUGACAAAGGCACCCAGCUCAGGGGGGCUCCUCAGCAUGGUCCCCUCUAUCCCACUCCUCCAGCCUCCCUUGUGGCCGAGCAUCCCCACAGCCACACCUGCUUCCCCUUCACUGCCAGCACCACAAGAAUUCACCAGAGACAGGGGUUUAAAGUGCCUUUUGCAGCUGCACCGUGCAGGUUUUACAGCAGCACUUGCCCAUCGUUCAUGUGCAGGCUCAGACACAAUGCAGGCCGUGACACCACCUCACAUAGGAAGAAAAUAUACCUGAAAUAUACACAUAAUACCACAUAGUAAACACACCUGGCACCUACAAUAAACUUCACUAAUUCAAA
Molecule: messenger RNA, 2866 nt
Organism: Haemorhous mexicanus (house finch)
Lineage: Eukaryota; Metazoa; Chordata; Aves; Passeriformes; Fringillidae
Gene: TRAF3IP3
Product: TRAF3 interacting protein 3
Exons: 14
Coding region: 437-2047 (536 amino acids)
Source: RefSeq, a predicted model, not a curated record